AUGUCUACCGCAAUACCUUCAAUCGCUUGUCUAGGCGUUAUCGGCCGAAAUAACAACCCCCUCCAUAUCUCUAUCUUCCCCUCGCUCGAUCCAGUAACAAACACAUUCGCUCCGAUUCGCACACCUCUCCAGUUCUCCCUCCUGCUCUCUUCCACUAUCGAUGUCUUCGAUCUGCGCGCAAAGACCAACGCAGUUUCAGGUGUUGGCCUCUCCGGCGACUUUGGACUUCUCCACGCCGUCGAUGACCGCCUUACCGCCUACGGCUUCGAGACCAAUACAGGCGUCCGCAUGGUCUGUCUCGUGGACAUGCGCGGUCGGCGUGUCGAUGGCAAUGCCCCAGUAGCUGCAAGUCGGGGCGCUGCUGCAGGCCUACGCGACGCUGAGCUUAAGCCCGUGUUUCGCGCCAUGCAGCAUGCAUAUGUCAAGUUGUUGCAGAACCCGUUUUAUGACCCGGAUGAGCAUGCUCCCCUGGGCGGGAGAGGAGGCAAGAAGAUCACAAGUCGCAAGUUUGCUGAUGACAUGAAGAGGAUAGGAGAGGGCUGGACCCCAGGCGUGACAAGCCUCUAA
Molecule: messenger RNA, 567 nt
Organism: Fusarium redolens
Lineage: Eukaryota; Fungi; Ascomycota; Sordariomycetes; Hypocreales; Nectriaceae
Product: Longin-like domain-containing protein
Exons: 2
Coding region: 1-567 (188 amino acids)
Biological process (GO): endoplasmic reticulum to Golgi vesicle-mediated transport
Cellular component (GO): TRAPP complex; nucleus; cytoplasm
Source: RefSeq, a predicted model, not a curated record